AUGCCUCCUCGUCCACGUGCGCGUACCCCGACGAAUGAGCAGCUUGCCCAGAACCUACAGCAGUUGAUGCAGACGAUGCAGACUCUUAGCGAGGCGUUGCUGAACAACAACCAUCCCGUGGCACGUCCUCAAUCUGCUGGGCACAGGGACAUGGGUCGUUUGGUGUCAGGUCACAGACCACCGAAUUUCGCGGGUGAUGAAGACCCGGUAGUUUUGGAGGAAUGGAUGAGAGUGUUCGAUAACAUCUUAUCGGUGGUGGGUUGUCCCGAGGAGCGGAGGGUAGAACUGGAAACGUUCUAUUUCUGUCAUGAGGCUGAUCUGUGGUGGAUUCAUGAAGGUUCGGCCUACCUUGAGGAGCCUGGGUUCGAUUGGUCUGCGCUUAAGGAUAGGAUGCGCGAGAGGUUUUAUCCGGCACACGUGCGAGCUGCGAUGUACGAGGAAUUCCUCCAUCUACAACAAGGAUCUCUGUCAGUGGUCGAGUACCUCAAGAAGUUUAUUGAGUUAGCGCGUUUCGCUCGGAUUCUUGUGCCUUCAGAGCUCACCAAGGUUGAGAAAUUCGUUACUGGCUUGAAUUAUGAGGCACGAAAGACCUUGACCGUGAGUAGGCCGAGUUCUUUGAAGGAUGCAUAUCUGAGUGUUGCGGAUCUGUACCGUGUUCAGCAGCUUCAACAAGGGUCUUAUGAGCUUGCUAGAAAGAGGACCGAGAGUGGAGGCCCUUCCAGCUUCAAGAAGCCUAAGCCAAGUUUUCAAGCUACGAAUGCAUCAUCUCCAACCCAAGGACCCAACCGGAUGGAGCAAGGAAAUCAAGCCAAGGUGUUCCCUUUUUGUAGAUAUAGGAAGGUGCAUGUGGGACAAGAUUGUCAUGGCCAGACGUUUAAGUGCUUUCGUUGCGGAGAUAGGGGUCACAAGGUCGUCGAGUGUCCCCAGCAAGCCAAUUAG
Ipomoea nil (Japanese morning glory) is the source of this 939-nucleotide messenger RNA. RefSeq lists its product as uncharacterized. Lineage: Eukaryota; Viridiplantae; Streptophyta; Magnoliopsida; Solanales; Convolvulaceae. The transcript has a single exon. The record is from RefSeq and is a predicted model, not a curated record. The coding region runs from base 1 to 939 and encodes 312 amino acids. Gene Ontology annotation, molecular function: zinc ion binding; nucleic acid binding.